Amoebophrya sp. A120 is the source of this 228-nucleotide messenger RNA. NCBI's taxonomy places the organism in Eukaryota, Dinophyceae, Syndiniales, Amoebophryaceae. The record is from the annotation of a GenBank genome assembly.
AGAAGGAAGGAUUCCACGACGUCCACAGCGACUGGGAGCCGCAAGCUGCCGCGAGUCAACAACCUGCACCUAGUCAACCCACCGCUGCAAUCGGUAUGGAGCAGGAACCGCAAAACCUCCGGUAUCGCGAUGAAAACGGCGAUUUCGACCCGUCCAAAAUGCCAGUCGGUGCUGUCGCGAGGGUGGAAGACUUCGGAUUGCUGCCAAGUUCAGAAAAAUGGUUCAUGA